UCUUCAGCUGCCCAUGCAACGAGAUCAUUCAGGAUUUCCAAAACUGAAGAUGAACUGAAGUUCUGAUAAUAAUAGAAUUUUUAGAAUUGAUUCUUCUGAUGGACUUUAAAAGUGAACGGAGUCCUUUUGAAUUUUGAUGUUUGUCCUGUUGUUUGUUUAUAUUGCUCUUUUUGUGAGCCGACCAGUGUGGCAAAGGAAAAGUAGUUGUUUGCUUCCACUUUUAAUUAAUUACUCGGAGCUGAAUCCCCUCUCUGUCUUUCUCGCCCCUUUGACAUUGCGACAAGUCAAAGCUGGGAAAUCCAAUAAAUAAACGAGUUUUUAGCUUUCUCAUGCCUCAAAGACCUACCCGGAUUUAGUGGAUUUGCGUUGACGAGUUCAGAGGAUCCAAUGCUCGCCAGCCACCACCGUCGAAACCUUCUCCUCUUUUUACCGUGUUGCCACUUGUGUUUUUUUUAUAUAUAUAAAUGUCAACUCCGCUGAAAAAGUCAGCGCCUCUCCUCGCCUCUUGCUUUUCCGACUUGCUCUUCUGCUCCUCCGACCUCCGAUCUUCCUUCUUUGGUCAACGCCGUUGGCCGCACGCGUCGGCGCGGCUAUAUAUUGCUGCGUUCGGGUCGCGGUGGGAUUAUCCUGGUGGAGGAGAUGGAGGACGACAACUGGGACCUGAGCGCGGUGGUGCGGAGUUGCCGGUCGUCAGGGGAGGCGGCGCCGUCGACGAGGGACUCCUUGUGGGUGUUUCCGCGGUCGUUGGAGCAGCUUCGGGUGGUGGAGGACCGGAAAGGGGGCGCCUUUAUAAGUUUAUCGGAGGUAUUCGAACGCCGGAGCGGCGUGUUAGAGAUCCCCGAAGUCCAGCCGCUGCCGGGGGAGAAAGGUAGCUCUUUGUCGCCUCUCUCCGCCGCUGUGCUACAGGACGCCGCCGUAGCGGAGUCAAAGCAGCCCCCAGUCUGCCGGAAAGUGGACCGGCCAGUUUCCCAAACUCCCCGCUCCAGGCGAAGGAAGAACCAGCAGAAGAAGGUGGUACAUCACGUCGCCGCCGACGGGCUCUCCUCCGACAUGUGGGCAUGGCGGAAGUACGGGCAGAAGCCCAUCAAAGGCUCGCCUUAUCCACGGGGAUACUACCGCUGUAGCAGCUCCAAAGGCUGCGCCGCCCGGAAACAGGUGGAGCGGAGCCGGACAGACCCGGCGGUGUUCAUCGUCACCUACACCAACGAGCACAACCACCCUAUGCCCACCCACCGGAACUCCCUCGCCGGAAUCACCCGCCCCAAGCUUCCCACCACCCCCACAGGCAACCAGGAAUCGAGUCCUGUUCCCUCCACGGCCGCGCCUCUCUGCGACUCCAUCCUUCCCCAGCAAAACAAAUACUGCGAAGACGGAGCGGCGGAGGAGGUAGAGGUGGAAGACGACGACGAGGAGGCAGAACUGCUGGUGGACGACAUGGAGAUGAUGGGCGAAGACGAUCUGCAAUUUAUGAGCUCGGAGGAGGGAGCCGGCGGGUCGCCGACGGGGGAUAUAGCAGCGUUAUUCGACGGCGACGGUUGCUUCGACGCCCUCCUGUUCCCUCUAUCAUCGCUGCCAUCGAAGGCCGAGUCCAGCAACGCCACUGCAACUGCUGGUGAAUCUUCCUCUGGUUCAUAACAGAGAAAGAAAAGGAAAGAUCGUAGAGAAGAACACGCUUCUUGUUUGGGAAAAUUUAGUAAGAAAUCUAGUAAAUUACUUAAAAAUUCGUCGAUCUUAUCAAUGUUGAAUCAUCAUUUCGAGUUUAUGGAACUCACCGGUCAACAAGAUCGAUUAAGAAAUGUAAAGUUUCUAAGCUUGUGAACAAACUCUCAUGUCUUUGACCGCGAGCUCUUUGUCAACGUUUAUGCCAGUCAAGAUACUUAAUGAAGGGGCGGCGUUGUUUGCAGCAUACGUUAUCCUUCUUGACUU
Zingiber officinale is the source of this 1926-nucleotide messenger RNA. Its product is annotated as probable WRKY transcription factor 27. Lineage: Eukaryota; Viridiplantae; Streptophyta; Magnoliopsida; Zingiberales; Zingiberaceae. Gene Ontology annotation, biological process: regulation of DNA-templated transcription. The record is from RefSeq and is a predicted model, not a curated record. The transcript is spliced from 3 exons. Gene Ontology annotation, cellular component: nucleus. Gene Ontology annotation, molecular function: transcription cis-regulatory region binding; DNA-binding transcription factor activity. The coding region runs from base 640 to 1635 and encodes 331 amino acids.